Molecule: messenger RNA, 1178 nt
Organism: Rosa rugosa (rugosa rose)
Lineage: Eukaryota; Viridiplantae; Streptophyta; Magnoliopsida; Rosales; Rosaceae
Exons: 3
Coding region: 285-776 (163 amino acids)
Source: RefSeq, a predicted model, not a curated record
CGUUUAGUUUCCAACUACUUAAUGAGGAUCUUGUCCUGCUUUCUUCCUAAGCACUUUAUGCAAGGAACAGCUCAGUUUCAACCACCAUUAAUUAUCAGUAUCACCAAUAUAGUAAUUUUGAUGAGGGCUUUCUGUGAAAGGUGUGGUUGAUCUUUGCCUUCUUCUGAUCAAUGAUUGUAAUUACAAAGGACCACUACUAUAAGGGUGGUGGUUAAAAAAGAAUAUUUGAUUCAAUUUCAGAGAGCUUUCUGCUUGAUUGGUCUUUCUCUAGCUGAAGGCAAAGUAUGCAGAAAUCUCCUGUUCAUCCAAAAUAUGAGAUGGGGUUUGAUGGCAGCAAUCGAUUUGAUCCUCAGAAUGACUUUUAUGAGUUUUUGGAAGAAGCAAAACACUAUGCAUUAGAAUCAGACUUUCAGACAUCAUCAACUUCCUAUCCAGAAGAAACUGGAGAAAGAAGAUCAGGGCAAGAGAAGAAGAAGAAGAAAUCAUGGAAGAAAUUACUAUUUCCAUGGUUGAAAGGCGAGAAGGUGAACAAAACUAGCACAAAAUCAGCAACCAAAUCUCAAGUAUCUGAUGCAAGACGGACUAAUGUUUCUGGUCCGGUAUUUGGCACCGGCAAGGCUCUGGAUGGCAGGCUCCGGCGCCCCUUAUCCGGGCCUAUUAACAGUCUGUUCAGACCAACAAUAAGAGCAGAUAGUGAGGUACCCUAUAAGUGUCUAGACAAGUCCGGCAGCCCUCAAGUUGUUCAAACAUAUGGCCCUGUGUAUCUAGUGAGAUAGAGUAUCAUGAAGAAGUUGUCAAUAGGGAAUUUUUUCGAUCAGGAGUUGUCAAUAGGGAAUUGAAUCUCAAGUUUUCUGCAUCUUGGUGGAUGUUGACCUGAUAUGUAGCAUUUUGGUGACAAGGAGAAGAAAGUUUGAUAUAGCAUUUUGCUAAAGUGCAAUGAACUUCUGAAUUGUGCAUGCAUGUGCUGCGAUGGGGAAUGCAGUAGGAGAUUUGAGCUAUCUUAGUUGCGUAUUUGAAUUAUCCAAAGCAUGCAAUAGGCUAGAGAGAGAUUGUACCUAAGUGUUUUGUUCUUGUGUUUCAUUGUGUGAUUGCUAGAAAACAGAACUUGAUAUCCUCAGCAAAGUCAGUUUAGAUUUUGAUCGAAUUACUCUGGAAAGUGUUGUUAAUGUUCUAUUUCA